GGGAGCCUACUCUGAACACUCAAAACCUCAAUUUAAAACACAAAGUCCUUCAUUCUACGAGCUGUCAAACUACCCAUCCACUUCUUCAUGGCUUUCCGUUGAGAUCAACCUUCCAAGUUGCGUCCAGCAAUUCUCUCAUACGAAUCCUCCAUCGAUUCGACACGCGCACGCACGCUCUCUAACCAACCAACACAUUUAUCUACAACAUGGCAAAGAGGAAUUGGGCAAAAUCAUGCUGCGGAGUGAUAAAUAGUAUUCUGGCAGCGCUGGCAUUGUAUGGGACUCUGUAUCUAGCAGUACUCAUUUUUGAAAGAGGAGCUCUUCCAAAAUCACCAUCUGAACUUUACAAGAAACCCUCUCAUGAAUCGCCUUCUGAACAUGGUUCUGCACCUGUGCCCCCUCCACCCGCGACACUUCAUAUCGAAAAGAUCAAUCCAAAUGCAAAUUGGUUCAACAGGCCCGAGAGUUUGGUUGUGCCAAAGGAUGACUUUUUGGGAAAACGUCCACAUGUCGAUAUGGUUGCGAACCUAACAAAACUAGUGGAAGAAUGCAGGGGAUCAUACAAUAAAAUUGAGAAAAUGCCAUACGUUUUCGACUGUUUGAAUUACAUGAAUGAGGGCGAGAAGGAGUAUUAUUACAUGCCGGCACAAGGAGAACGAGCGAGCGAGCAGCCCCCCAAGUUGGCCGAGUAUCUCAAUUCAGAUGGUCAGGAUAACUCUUUGGCUCAAUACCCAUCGCAGAAAGCUUAUUCAAAGUCAUCCUCUGGUCAAUGUAAUGGGCCAAUUGUACCAUACCAUACUUACUGGACUGGCCCUGCUACGUGGAGAGUGGAGCUUUUUAUAAAAAGUUACUUCUAUACGCAAAACCUUCCUUGCUCAAGAUUGUUCAUAUGGUUGGAUGGAGACAGGGACCCAAGCGCAAUCGACAAAUUUAUGACCCGGGACCCUCUCUUUGAAAAGUUUGUACCAUUCGUCGAAAGGGGGGAUAUAACUUUGAAAUUGUGGAAAUUUCCCUCUAGAAUACCACUGCCACCUGGAGAUAACACGGACGGACGUGGAUAUUACAAAAAUCCAGGAAAACCCAAUGCGAAAAAUGAGGUUCUGGUAGCAGAUGGACUCAUCCGAGAUUCAGACAACCAGGAAUGGUUGAUAUUGACAGAGAAGCAAAUGACAUUCUUGCCGGUUGCAGUUUCAGAUGCCAUGAGAUUUGUUGUUUUGCACAUAUAUGGAGGAUCUUACUAUGAUAUGGAUGUUAUUAUGCUACGAGAUAUGCGACCGUUGCUUAUUGGAGAUGAGCAUUCAUUUGCAGAACGUUGGGGAGGACAUUCUAGUCCUGGUGACUAUAACACCGCGGUGAUGUCUCUGACAGCGAACUCUUCUCUAUCCUCCUAUCUUUUACGAGGUGGUGUGAGAAUGGGAUUAAACUUUCAUCCUCGAAUCAUUGGCGUUAUGGCUGUGAAGGAUCAUCGAAACCAAGAGUUCAAAAUGUUGGAGACUGCCGCUUUCGAUCCAAUUUGGACUGAAUUCAACUGGGAUAGAUUAGGAAGAUGUACAGUUCCAUGUAUCAAAGAUUAUGGACAAGUGUUUAAAGGGAAGAAUGCUUUCCCAAAUCACGAUGAAUGGGAAAGUUAUGAUGGACCACAACUAAAGCUAGUCUCAGAGACCAAAUCAAAACAUUUCUGGGAAAUGAGGUCUGUUGAGGAAGCAGAAGUUGAGAAGCGUGAAGUUACAGCAGAACGAGCAACAACAGGAAAUGGUCUCGGAAUGAUGACUGUUGAUCGAGCAGUGUUAAGCAAAGCCGAGUACAAAUUGGAAGAGGACAAAUAUCCACCUACAAAUCGAACUCUAGAGAAUUUCUUCCGAGGCGCAUGGACAUAUCAUAUUCACAACCAGUGGCGCAAAAAUCCCGAACCAUCAUCAUGGCUUAACGUCAUUCAACGAGCGCAAGAUGGUUUCUUCUCUGGUUCACGUACCAAUCCAUACGGCGAGAAAUGGCAAGGUCUUGAAUUACCUCAAUACGAAAUAUCUUGGGAAUACGCAUAAACUACCCAAAUCUUGAUAUUUCAUGAACAUCAACACCCAAGGCCGGUUCUUCACGCAAUCUUAUGAAAAACACAGUAGACAUGUGUAUGAAAUCAAUGGUAAAAAUAAAAUAAAACAUUUAAUUGGUGGGCGCAGGCACAUAUACUCAGAUUUGAGUAAUGGUACAUAUAUACACGGGGCAUGGGCAUACAAUUGUGCAUAGCGGGCGUUUGAUAUAGUCGUACAUUCGUUUUUAGAUCCUUCUACUCAACGGAAAUUAUUUUGGUCGAUUGGAUGGAUCUAGGUAUAGGGAUGGAGUUUAUUUGGGAGUCAUCACAUGAACACGUACAUAUAUAGAAAAUAUAUGAGACGGGAUGGGAGUUAGCAAUGCUGUGCGAAUUUAGCCGUAGGGAGGAGAACAGAUGGUGAUUCGUGUGUACGAGCUACCGUUCUAGCAUUGUAUCAUGUAAGUGAUUGGAAGUAUUGGGAUGGGAUGGGGUGCCACUUGAACAUCGGCAAGAGAAUGUUUAGAGGCGUUUUAUACCCUUGAGUACCUUAGAGAAAAGAUUAAGAAAUAUAAAAAAGAAUACA
Botrytis cinerea B05.10 is the source of this 2612-nucleotide messenger RNA. RefSeq lists its product as hypothetical. The transcript has 2 exons. NCBI's taxonomy places the organism in Eukaryota, Fungi, Ascomycota, Leotiomycetes, Helotiales, Sclerotiniaceae. The record is from RefSeq and is a predicted model, not a curated record. The coding region runs from base 207 to 2042 and encodes 611 amino acids.